Messenger RNA from Phaedon cochleariae (mustard beetle), 818 nucleotides. NCBI's taxonomy places the organism in Eukaryota, Metazoa, Arthropoda, Insecta, Coleoptera, Chrysomelidae. The record is from the annotation of a GenBank genome assembly.
CAAAAUUGACAUUCUUUGUAAUAAAUUGUUAGUGAGUGCUUAUCACAGAAUAUAAAAAUGAUAUUAAUGACAGCCUGAUGCUGCUGAUGGCACAUUUCAUGUCCCCAGUACCACUGAACCUAACCUCACCCACAUUCUACAUCAAACAAGAAUGCCCACCACCUGACACGAUCCUGGACCUGUGCGUCAGAAAAAGAAGCAGGGUCGAGUCCCCUGACUACACCCUCAGCUACCCAAGCCCAAAGAGAACCCCAGAAUGCGUGGACCCCAUAACCACAACGUACUACACCAGAAGCCCCGAGCCAAUAUCGCAAUGCUACGAGAACAGCCCCAAGAACUCAGUAAUGAGCCCGAAUCCCAGUGCAGCGCUGAAGACUAGGCCGUUCAAAGCGUUCCCCAAGGACCCCCUUGCACUGAACCUUGGGGUAGUCCCGCCCACCUCGCCCAUUUCUGACUCAGAUUCAGUGGCGUACGAGGACUUCAGGACCAAGAUGCUCGCCCAGGUGCAAGCCAGUCACAACAUCAGCAACAAGAAUAUGAGGAGGAUUCAGAACCAUACCGAAAAGAGUGCAGAUCCUGAGUACCUGGAGAGGAGGAAGAAGAACAAUGAGGCAGCGAAGAGGUCCAGGGAUGCCAGGAAAGCCAAGGAGGAUGAGAUAGCGAUCAGAUGCGCGUUUUUGGAACAGGAGAAUAUGAAGAUGAAGUUUAGGUUGGCGGCACUCAAUGGGGAGGUUGAGAGAUUGCAGAGUUUGCUGUACCGAUGAUAUUGUCGGUGUUUUGUGACGAUACUUUUGUAAAUAUUUUGUUGUACAUACGAG